Molecule: messenger RNA, 5647 nt
Organism: Mesocricetus auratus (golden hamster)
Lineage: Eukaryota; Metazoa; Chordata; Mammalia; Rodentia; Cricetidae
Gene: Appl1
Product: adaptor protein, phosphotyrosine interacting with PH domain and leucine zipper 1
Exons: 22
Coding region: 302-2317 (671 amino acids)
Biological process (GO): signaling
Cellular component (GO): cytoplasm; endosome membrane
Molecular function (GO): identical protein binding
Source: RefSeq, a predicted model, not a curated record
AGCGCGCCCUGCUCCCCGCCGUGUGUCGGUGCCCGCCCGAGUCCCCCGGCCGGUGGCUGUCACUUGAGCUGUGUGCGUCCCCCCCACCCCACUCCGCGGGGCACGGAAGGCGCCUGCGCUGCUGAGCCUUCGGCUGCAGGCUUGGCCCGGGGGGAAGGGGGGGCGAUCGGAAUAGAAGCCCCGUCCCGUGCGUUGGGGAUGGUGAUGUUGCUGGUGUGGCUGCUCUGGCUGAAGACAGUCUGGGGAGACAAGGUCUUUACUGGGUGUAUUUGAAGAAGAUGCUACUGCUAUUUCCAAUUAUAUGAACCAGUUGUAUCAAGCUAUGCAUCGGAUUUAUGAUGCACAGAAUGAAUUAAGUGCAGCAACACACCUGACUUCAAAACUUUUGAAAGAAUAUGAAAAGCAGCGGUUUCCUUUGGGGGGUGAUGAUGAAGUUAUGAGCUCUACUUUACAGCAGUUUUCAAAGGUUAUAGAUGAGCUUAGUUCUUGUCAUGCGGUACUUUCAACUCAACUUGCCGAUGCCAUGAUGUUCCCCAUUUCCCAGUUUAAAGAAAGAGAUCUGAAAGAAAUACUGACACUAAAAGAGGUGUUUCAGAUUGCUAGUAAUGAUCAUGAUGCUGCAAUUAACAGAUACAGCCGAUUGUCAAAAAAGAGAGAAAAUGACAAGGUAAAGUACGAAGUAACAGAGGAUGUGUAUACUUCCAGGAAGAAACAACACCAGACCAUGAUGCAUUAUUUUUGUGCAUUAAAUACUCUUCAGUACAAGAAGAAAAUAGCUUUGUUAGAACCUCUACUUGGAUACAUGCAGGCUCAGAUAAGCUUCUUUAAGAUGGGCUCCGAGAACCUCACUGGACAACUGGAGGAGUUCUUAGCUAAUAUUGGAACAAGUGUACAGAAUGUCCGCAGGGAAAUGGAUGGCGAUGUUGAGACCAUGCAACAGACAAUAGAAGACUUGGAAGUAGCCAGUGACCCUUUAUAUGUGCCUGACCCAGAUCCCACCACGUUUCCUGUCAACCGAAAUUUAACCCGGAAGGCCGGCUACCUAAAUGCUAGGAAUAAAACAGGUUUGGUGUCAUCUACCUGGGACAGACAGUUUUACUUCACGCAGGGUGGGAACUUAAUGAGUCAAGCCCGAGGAGAUGUGGCAGGAGGCCUGGCCAUGGACAUAGACAACUGUUCAGUGAUGGCUGUGGACUGUGAAGACAGGAGAUACUGUUUCCAGAUCACUUCCUUCGAUGGAAAAAAAUCUUCAAUUUUGCAAGCAGAGAGUAAAAAAGACCAUGAAGAGUGGAUUUGUACAAUAAACAACAUAUCUAAACAGAUAUACUUGAGUGAAAACCCAGAGGAAACUGCUGCACGAGUAAAUCAGUCUGCUCUGGAAGCUGUCACUCCUUCCCCGUCUUUCCAGCAGCGACACGAGAGCCUGCGUCCAGCAGGACAAUCUCGGCCACCGACAGCUCGAACCAGCAGUUCAGGAUCCUUGGGAUCAGAGUCUACAAAUUUGGCUUCCCUGUCUCUAGAUUCUCUUGUUGCCCCAGAUACUCCAAUACAGUUUGAUAUCAUUUCUCCUGUCUGUGAAGAUCAGCCUGGCCUGGCAAAAGCCUUUGGCCAAGGAGGCAGGCGUACAAAUCCAUUUGGAGAAUCUGGAGGAGGCACGCAAUCAGGAACUGAAGACUCUAUUCUUCAUCAGUUAUUUAUUGUCCGAUUCCUUGGUUCUAUGGAGGUAAAGGCAGAUGACCAUCCAGAUGUUGUUUAUGAAACGAUGCGUCAGAUCUUAGCGGCUCGGGCCAUCCAUAACAUCUUUCGUAUGACAGAAUCACACUUAUUAGUCACUUGUGACUGUUUGAAGUUAAUUGAUCCACAGACCCAAGUUACAAGGCUCACAUUUCCAUUACCAUGUGUAGUUCUGUAUGCUACACACCAGGAAAAUAAACGACUUUUUGGAUUUGUUCUCCGGACAUCAGGCGGAAGAAGUGAAAGUAGUUUGUCGUCAGUCUGCUACAUAUUUGAAUCAAACAAUGAGGGGGAAAAGAUUUGUGACUCUGUUGGAUUGGCAAAACAGAUAGCACUGCAUGCUGAACUGGAUCGUAGGGCAUCAGAAAAACAAAAAGAAAUAGAGAGAGUAAAAGAGAAGCAACAGAAAGAACUCAGCAAACAAAAACAGAUUGAGAAGGACUUGGAAGAACAGAGUCGAUUGAUAGCUGCUUCCAAUAGACCAAACCAGGCUGGUAGUGAGGGCCAGCUUGUCCUUAGCAGUAGCCAAUCAGAGGAGAGUGAUUUGGGAGAAGAAGGGAAAAAAAGAGAAUCAGAAGCAUAAACUUGCUUUUGCUUUUUGACUGAUUUCCCUUGUCCCCUGGAAUGUGGCACAAGGUAACCAUGUUAAAGACCAACGAGGGGACUAAACUUCAUAUUUCCUUGUUUCAGCUUCAUUUAAAAAAGACUAAAUGCGAUAACAGGUUAUAUUGAGCAUAUUCUCUUAAAAAUAAAAUUCUAUGCAUUAUCAUCAAAUUCUGCUUACCCAAAUAAGACCUGCUUACUUUCCUCUAGUUGACUGCUGAGGAAUCACACUUGCUCAAGAUAUUUUUCUUUGAAAUUGUGAACACUUUUUAUCAUGCACUGUAAUAGGCUGAAUCCAUAAGAAAUCAUCUAUUCUUCAGAAUCUGACAUUCGUGUGUGCUCUCUCCCUUUCUUUAGGAAUGUCUUGUUGGUAGUGAGGGAGUAUUCAACCGAAUGAGCUUAAAAUUUCUUGUAUGGAGACUUCUACAGGUUUGCAAAUGCUCUAACAAUGUCGAGUAUGCAGUAGGAUUUGUGUGAAGUCACCAGGGCAGGGGCACGUGGUGCUGUUGAUUUCAGGGCAUUUUCUGGGCUUGCUCCAUGUCUCUGAUGGCAGUGUAUCAUGGCAGGAGGAAAGAAACUCAAGUGUCUGUUGGUGUUUGAUGCAGUUCUUGGUAUUUUGUCACCAUAUUCUUAGUUCUCAGGUUGGGACUUUACUUAUUGCUGAAGAGCAGUAAGGGUUAGGAUAAAAUUUCAGAAUUUAUUGAAAGAUUUUUGUUGUUGUUAAAACAUUUUAUAUUAGAAUUGACAUGUAAAGGAAGUGUUGUAGAGUGAUACAUUGUAUUUUCUGUAUUGUGAAAUAAUUUUUAUUGAUAAUAUGUGGCAUUUCAGAAGAUGUUCUAUAACAUUUAUGUUUACUGCUUAGAAUAAAAAUAUGCAGUUUUGUUUAGAGAACAUAAUCUUUUAAAUUUCAGACUGAUAAUCCCAGUAUUUUCAUAAUCUUACAUUUUGAUAAUGAAUUGAAUUGCCACUUUAUAUCCACAAAGGCAAAUAACUAAUUUAUGAGUGUAGAAUAAUUUGUACUAAUUAUUGUAAAUACUUUUACUUUUCAAAUGAGUAAAAGCUCUAAUUCCAUGAAAGACUGAAAGGAACUGAACACCUCAAAUAGUGUAGAACCAAGGAAGGAGUUCGCUUGCUACUAAGGUUAACAUGCCCUACAUUUAUUUUCUGUCAAAACUCUUCCUUCACUCAGAUUUUAAUUUUUGUUUAUAGAUUUUGUUUUCAUGUGUUCUACAUGAAAAAGUGUGUAUAUAUAUACAUAUGUAUACAGGUUAAAUAUAUUGAGUAAGGUAUUUUACAUAGUCAUACAUUUAUAGAUUUUCAAGAGGUUAACCACUAAUUUCACAAGUAAUUUUCUCUUAGUUCUGAGUUAGAAGUGGCUUCUGUUUUAGUUUUCAGAAUAUAGCUCAGUUUCACACUCUGUAAGUACAGUUGUCUGUAGUAAUGAGAUAACUAUAUAUAUAUAUAUAUGUUUUUAAUCCAUGUGCCAAAUGGGAGUAAUGGUUAUUUAUGUUACCCAAUAUACAGCUAAUAGGUAGCAAUUUAUGGAGUACAUUUGGUUAAAAUUAAAUUUUGUGCUUACUAAAAGGAAUGCUUUUACAUUAGUAUUUCCUUCUUGUUAAACUAGAAAUUGCUGUGGUCAGUACUUGAUUAGUUGUGGCAAGUCUUGCUUUAAGACUUUUUUAAGAUUGGUAAGGUUUCUGUUUUUUGUUGUUGGUUUUAUUUGGUUUGUUUUUGUUGUCUGUUUGAUUUUGGCAGUGCUGGAGAUCAAACCCAGUUUCUCACACAUGCUAAGUAAGCCCUCUACCACUGAGCUGCGGCCCUAUCCCAAGUUUUCAGUUUGUGAGGUCUUUUCUUGAUGGAAGUUGUCCUCCGACUUCAGGGGAAAUCUGUUGUUUCACAGUAAGAGCGCUCACCAUCAGGGGACAGUUCAGGGGAAAUCUGUUGUUUCACAGUAAGAGUGCUCACCAUCAGGGGACAGUUCACUCACUAGUGCUUUGCGUGGAAGCAAAAAAUUCAGGCCAGUGGUGAGGGUUUUCUAAUUCUUUUUAAGUCACAUUUCAUAGGAAUUCCCACAGUUGCUGUCAUGUCAUAGGCCAGACCAGAAUGUGUUCCAGUGCCCAGGACAUGUCCAGAGUGAGUUGAACGGUUUUAGAUGAUUCAGCCUCUGUUCUGUCACUAUGAAACUGUCUGGGACUCUGCACAUCAGCUUUAAUCACCUCUCCUGCUUAAGGAAGGUUGCUUGGACACUUGUUCUCAAAUGUUAGUGCUGAACUUGUUCUGGUGUACUGUCCUCCAAAAUCUCCCCACUUUUUAGAAAUGAACAAAAUGUCUUUAAAAAGGGAAAGCAACAUAGCCUACCUAAUUCUGCUGAGUACUCUUAUUACCUGUAUUGACAGUACUUGCAUAACUCUGAUAAUAAACUCAAUAGAAAAUCACUUAUUUCUCUAUCCUUGCUAGAGACUUGCUAUAAACUUGCUAGGGACUGAAACUGUCCCUUUGAACAAAGUCCCUCAAUCCCUGAAACUAAUCUUGUUUUUGCCAUGUAUUUAAAGAUUACUGGGUGUUUAAUUUCAAAAGAAUUCCUAGCUCCACAGUGUUGGGAUAAGGAAGUUGUCAUUAUUAUUGAGAAAAGGAUAGUAGGAUGUACAUAACAUUGUAGGUAACAUGAUUCUGUGUGGUGGAUGCUCACAAGCUACUACAGGAACCACACUGCUUACAGUUUGAACUGACAAUGCUGGUAGACCCCGAGAGCUACUAUUUACAAAAUCUUCUGGCAUCGAAAUGAAACGGAAAUACUGAUUUGCUUUUGAUAGCAAGUCUGAACAUUUAGACUAUACUUUAAAUAUUAAACAUACCAGUGUAUGUAACCAGCAAGCGUUUCAUCUUGUUUUUAGCAAGUUUGAUUUAUUUCCUUUUAGAUUUUAUUCUACAUUAAUAACAGAGAUCUGAAGCUAGAACCAUGCUGAACCUUUAAUCAGUCUCUGGCUACACUUGUAAGAAACUAACUUCAGUUGAUGUGAAUACUGGGUUAAGUGAUAGUUAAUGUGCAAGAGUGUAUAUUUUGUGAUUUUUGUAAUUAGUUAAAUUGAUUAACCUAUUUCACUGAUGAUAUUAACCAACUGUACAGUAUACAAUUAAAAAUCAUGCAGCAUCUCUCUUUAAAAUUGGAUUUGUGAUCAUGGUAUAGCUUGUGGGGCAGAGAACUUAUUUUUUCAUUUGUCAAAAUAGGUAUUUGCUGACAAGGGUUCAAGAAAUAUGUUGUUGUUGGAAUUUUUUAAAUGUGUAAUAAAGUCCAUAAUUUUUAUACAGA